This is a messenger RNA of Suricata suricatta (meerkat), 1389 nucleotides long. RefSeq names its product probable 2-ketogluconate reductase. The transcript has 8 exons. Gene Ontology annotation, molecular function: glyoxylate reductase (NADPH) activity; NAD binding; hydroxypyruvate reductase [NAD(P)H] activity. Gene Ontology annotation, cellular component: cytosol. Lineage: Eukaryota; Metazoa; Chordata; Mammalia; Carnivora; Herpestidae. The record is from RefSeq and is a predicted model, not a curated record. The coding region runs from base 370 to 1356 and encodes 328 amino acids.
GACACCGAGGAUGACAUCCGGAGAAGGGCUGUCCUGUUUACUCCCACACCGCGUGCCUAAUCAGGGCAGUCCUGCUCCGCAGACACGAAUGCAGUUGGUUGACUCGUGGAACCAACUUGUAAACAGGAGACUAGUUCACCCUCAGGCGGAGAUACCGCAGCGAAGAAGAGGCCAAAAUAUCAACCUUAACAGGAGUUUGGAAGCGGUUGACUGCAGCCUUCAUGGAUGACAGUGAGGGGUUCAGGACUUCAGGGGAUAGUCUCCAUUUCCAGCGUGGAGCUUGAACUGAGGAUCUGAGAUCCAGAGUCCCCUGCUCUGCUGCUCUACGGACUGAGUCAGCUAGGCACCCGAGGGUCUUUUUAAAAGGCCAUGGGGGAUCAGGACUUGCCUGGCGUUUUGGUGUCCGGAUUGGAAGGGCCUCAUGGUAUAUGUGAAGAUCACAUUGAAGAUCUGCAGAAACACUUUAAUCUCAUUACGAUGCAAGAAUUUUUGGAAAAUAACAAACAAUUUGGUCCAAAGAUCCAAGCUGUAUAUAUCUGGGGCGGGAAGCCACCUGUUACCCAGGAGCUCCUGCAGAGUCUGCCCUCCUUGAAGAUCAUUGCCAGUGCAGGCGCAGGUCUAGAUCACCUGGACCUGAACCUCAUUGCCAGCUUUGGUGUGAAGGUGGCCAACACCCCACAGGCUGUUUCCAGCCCCACAGCAGACAUGGCAAUGGCCUUACUGCUGGCGGCAGCUCGCAGACUCGUGGAAGGUCAUAGGUUGGCUACUGCACCAGAUACAGAGAACUUUUCUACAAACUGGAUGGGCCAAGAAGUGACGGGGGCCACUUUGGGGAUCAUCGGCCUGGGCAGCAUCGGCUACAAGAUUGCUCAGAGGGCCAGAGCGUUCGAAAUGAAGAUUCUGUAUCACAACAGGAAACGCAGGAAAUCAGAGGAGGAGGAGGCUAUUGGGGCCACUUACUGUGAGCAUCUGGAUGACCUGCUUCAGCGAUCGGACUUUGUGCUGUUGGCCGUGAGCCUGACGCCCCAGACCCAGAGGCUGAUUGGGACGAGGGAGCUGAGUCUGAUGAAGCCCACCGCGGUUCUUGUCAACAUCGGCAGAGGUCUACUAGUUGAUCAGGAUGCCCUGGUGCAGGCUCUUCAGACUGGGGCUCUUAGCGGAGCAGCACUGGAUGUGACGGACCCGGAGCCCCUACCCAGAGAUCAUCCUUUACUGACGUUGAAGAACAUCACUCUGACACCUCACAUUGGAAGUGCUACUCAUCAGGCGAGGCGACAGAUGAUGGAAAAUUUGGUCAAAAGCAUCCUGGCCUCUCUCCAUGGCCUUCCCAUUCCUAAUGAAGUGCAACUUAAAUAAUUCAGUGGCAGAUUAAAUGGGGGGAAAAUCUUG